Molecule: messenger RNA, 1707 nt
Organism: Talaromyces atroroseus
Lineage: Eukaryota; Fungi; Ascomycota; Eurotiomycetes; Eurotiales; Trichocomaceae
Exons: 2
Coding region: 1-1707 (568 amino acids)
Biological process (GO): meiotic cell cycle; positive regulation of transcription by RNA polymerase II
Cellular component (GO): nuclear chromosome
Molecular function (GO): DNA-binding transcription factor activity; DNA binding
Source: RefSeq, a predicted model, not a curated record
AUGUCGGAUCCCUUUUCCGUUGAUAAUGUCGAAGGAGAUGAGUCUUCGGAUGCUGGAAUCUCACCUGAAUACGGCAACCCGGGAACUGGACAGGAUGAAAAUGGACUACCACCAGAUGUUAUCUCCUUUGAUUCGCACAGUCGAAUCGGGGAAAGAGAGGCUGACAAGACGAGUAUCUUGAGAUUCCACCCUCUUUCCUUGCCACAGAGCGAGUUGCUGGUUGAUUCGGUAGGAGAUCCGCUGUCUUCGAGCAUUCAGAUACAAGCACACUUAAGAGGACGAUUCUCUCAUUCAGAAGACUCUCCUUCUGGAACUGUGGGUAUCAACAACAAGGACCAUGUUGCUGAAGGUAGUAAAGAUGCCAUUGGUUUAAUCUUCUACCGUCGGAAUAAGUUUAAGGUCUUUGGAACAGUCUCCAUUCCUGUCACACUGAACGGAAUUAAACGGCGAGAUUCACACAUCUCUAGAAUCACUAGUCUACAUGCCGAGUUAGAUGCCAUUGAGAGUCUCGAGGGAACGCCGGUGCGCGUAAUACAUUCCAACCCGAAAGAUAAAGGAAUAAAUACAUCGUCUCGGCUAGACACUACGAGCAGCCGAAGCAAUUUGAAAACAACACUAAUGGCCGAAGCACUACCCAGAGUUGACCUUCGGUUUGAUGGGAAUGGCCACAGUGAGGAGCCCCCUCGACACGAUCAUGCAAUGUCCGUUCCAGUCUGCUGGGAAAAACUACAGUUCCGUCAUGCUACUGCAAAGAAGCGCGGCACGUGGCAAUAUUUCUAUCUGCGUCUGACGGUAACAGCAACGCUGGAAGAUGGAAAAAGUCAUAUUCUUAGCCGGACUCAAAGCUCAGCAAUCACUGUGCGCGGAAGAUCUCCUCAGAGCUUCCCGAGCCACACAAGCAAGGUCAAUAAAACUAGGCCUAAUAACGGACGAGGACAGGGUAUGAGUAAUUUCGCGAAGACAGACCCUAUACUGCCAAAUAUGCAGGAUCAUGGGAAAGAAACCACUUGGAGAAACAGUCCCCUGGAUUUCGCUUCUAUAGACUGCCAAACUACUCUUGAUGUUGCCCCAGAAAAUUUGUUGUUCUACGACUUCUCGGACCUGGGUGUCUGGAACAAUAAUAACUUGCGGUGGCGGGACAGUGAAGCUCAGAAUACCGAGGUUCACGAAUAUCUUGACGGCGUUGAUGCGCCCAUAUCCCCAGUUAACGCUUCCGCCAACAGCAAUCACCCUACUGGCAGCCACGAUCUCGGUUAUAGCAAUAGCCUAUUCGUUCCCUCACUAGAUACUCACCUUCUUCCAAGCAUACCUAAUCUUGACUCGAUAUUUAACUUGCCACAUUCUCUAUCGUCACUAUCAGCGGACUACUCCAACAUACCCGACAUGCCCAGCGCUCAUUCAACCUCGUUCACAUCGUUUCCCCCAAAAACUGGCCUAGAGAACAAUGGUACUAUAUCAACUGCCACAUGCUUUGCCAUUAAAGAUAGCAGUGGUCAAAAUAUGCCCAAAUCUGAAAAUCCCGAAAGCGAAACCGACGAAACCGACGACGAACGCAGGACGUAUUCCUAUGAAUAUAUCCCACUGUCCAUCAAUGACUGGACAGUCCCUGUUGAAGCUGUAUAUCGGCCACAUGGAGUACAUGCUAGGAAAGUACAAAAUGUUGAGAAGUCUAUUACCAAAAAACGAUACUUCCUCUCGGUGAAAUAA